GACCCGAGGGCCACGUUGAGGGUUGAUGGGGGCCGCAUGUGGCCCCCCCGGGCCGCCAGUUGCACACCCCUGCUCUAUAAUAUUGCAAUUCAAAUACAAAAGGGUACAAGAUGCUAAAAUGUGUAGGUAUAAUGCAAACUAAGUAGACUUCAGGUAAAUCAGUAUUUUAAAAAAAAAUCUUGUAAUAUAUUGAUACGUGUUUACACACCGAAAAUAAUGCACAACAUCUGAACAAUUAUGAACAUGGAUUUAUAAACACUGAUUAAAAUGAAGUUACUUUUUGUCUACUUGGGAAUGAGCCGAGGUUCAGUCGUCUAUUAAUGAGGUCAUCGGGGGUCAAGGAGGCGGAUUCAAAGUAAGUAGAAGAACAUUUGAAAAGCUGCAUAUUAUAUAUUAAAAAAAAAAGAAAUGCUUGCUUGUGAGCUGGAAAACAAAACAAUUGAAUACUUUAAAAUGUUAAGUGUUUAUUUCCUCUUUCAGGAGCCGAGGCUUUACCCAGAUUGUGUCGUUAACUACUAACAUACUCUCAAAUUAUUUUACGUUAAGGUUAGCUUAACUUUUUUUUUUUUCUUUUUGCUAGCGUGAACUUACGAAAUGAGCUUUUAUAAUAACGCACGAAACUUACUUCUUGGUGUUUUAAAUACAUUGUUUAAUAGCCGAAUCUUAUUUUGUCGUACGUUUUAUAAGCUUAUAAAUACAAAAUAUACUUCGUACAAAUGGAACAUUAUUGAAAGACGAUGUUAACAAUUAGUUUUCAGACAAGUAAUGUGUGUCCAUCCCAUCUACAGACUGAGGAUGUCCUUUUUCUCAUCUUAUAAAACCCUCCAUGUGUCACCCUCGUACAGAGAGCACACCUGUGACUCUGAGGAGGUGAGUCAAAGUGUAUGUUUGACACAUGACCAGGGGCAGAUGUUGGGACCUGAGCUUGGUGUGGUGGAGAUGUCCGAGGUGGAUUAUUCUCACCUUCAGCAUCUUAUUCAGUCACAAAUGGAAACACAAGCUGCACCUCGAGACGGAUCGGAUGCGAGAGCGCCACCUGACGCAGACGUAGAUGAAGACACAACUGGAUCCCCGGUGAUUUCUCCCUACACGACCACCCAAGCUAUGGACCUGUCGACCUCCACCGAUGAGCCCAGCCUGUUGAUGCCUGGAGAGAAGACACCGGCAUCUUUUGGUGAAGUCCCGGGGUUUGUGCUGGCCAGAAUGAGAGGGGAAGGCAAUACGACUGAACCACGCACCAACAGCAGCAUAUCUUCACAGAAGCGAUCAGCUGCCAGAGUCUGCUUGGAGACGAGGUUCAACACAGUGUCUGCUGAUACUCCAAGACAUUUUUUGACGAUACUUCAGCAGUCCUCGGAGAAUCAAGAAGCUGUUACACAUUCUCAAAUGCAGAAGUGGAUGAAAACAGACAGAGCAAAUCCUUUUGAGGUUUCCUGCCCAUUUGUAGGAGGUGUAUUCAACCCAGUCACCAACAUGUGUGAACAAGUGAUUAACCAUCUUCCUCACAUGAAUGACCCUAAGCAUCAGGGUUCAAACAGUCCGAAGAGUUUAUCAUUAAGUCUUCGAGCGGACAGGGUGUUCAAAAAAGCUCACUACACAAGUAGAAGCAACAUGGCGGAGAAUCAGCAGUCGGUGAACACAAAAGCUGAUGUGGCAACUUCUGCUGCCUCCAGGAAGCUUGGUAUCGCCCGCAACACUCAGCCCAUGAAGGGUGCCAAGGCUGCACCAGACUCUGUUGUAGAGUCAGGAAGCGGCUCCAGGAAAAAAUCUCGAUCUUCUAUUUCACCGAGCCGCCGUAGGGAGAGACAUAACAGUAAGGAGAGGGAACGCAGGAAGAGGAUCCGUCUGUGCUGCGAUGAGCUGAACCUGCUGGUUCCGUUCUGUAACUUGGAUACCGACAAAGUCACGACCUUGCAGUGGACCACCACCUUCCUCAGAUACAUCAGUGAUACCUACGGGGACACCUUCAAAGAGGAGUUCAAAAUGGCCUUCAGCAACGAAAAGGAACUCUUUCUAAAAUCCCGCCCUUCUCCAGGCCAGGACCUGAUGCACCAAGAGAUGGAUGAGACCCUCACCAUUCCUCUUGUUGUAGAGCAGUAACGCCUCACUGUUAAUUCUAAUUAACACAACAGAUGUUUGUAUAGGUUUUAAUUUAACAUUUGGGGUUUCCUCCAAGGUGUGGCUGUAGGAGAGUUCAAUGUGAUGUUAUAUUUUCACUGACAAAAAGCAUCCCCCCCUUUGCAUCUACAUGACAGUUCUAUAGAUUUGGAACUUUGUUGGUUUUCUCCACCUGGAUCUAAAAAACCAGAUAGUGUCAAGUUUGUGUUUCAACUGAUGAACUUUUUCCUGCCACUAAACUAUACCUAGGGCCUACUUUUUAAAAAGAGCAAUUCAAAAAGUCAUACAUAGGUGGCACUGUUUCUCUUUGAAAAAAACAUAUGAGAUAAGAUAAUACUUCUAAAUAUGUAAUACAUUUUGUAAAUUUGAUUCAAUUUUUAUUAUUGAUUCAAAUGGUUUUCUAACACUUCAGUUACACUCUGUUCAUACAUGUUGUUCAGGUUACAUGUUGAAGGCUUUUGCAUGGAAAUAAGUGUUGCUAUUUAGUGAAUUAACGGGAUCAUUUAACCUCACUGUGUUACCAUCUUACUCUGAAAUACAGACUGUUCAUUUGAUAUGUAGAGAAGAGUAAUGUUUUACUGAAAAGUGGCUU
Messenger RNA from Labrus bergylta (ballan wrasse), 2710 nucleotides. Its product is annotated as transcription factor-like 5 protein. Lineage: Eukaryota; Metazoa; Chordata; Actinopteri; Labriformes; Labridae. The record is from RefSeq and is a predicted model, not a curated record. Gene Ontology annotation, biological process: regulation of DNA-templated transcription; spermatogenesis. Gene Ontology annotation, cellular component: nucleus. Gene Ontology annotation, molecular function: DNA-binding transcription factor activity, RNA polymerase II-specific; RNA polymerase II cis-regulatory region sequence-specific DNA binding; protein dimerization activity.